AUGUACCCCAACUCCCAGCCGGCCAGACACCCGGCCCAGACGCUGCCCAUUAACAGCCAGUACAUGGCGCACUCGUAUGACCUCGCCGCCUACCAUCACAUGACGGGAGUCGGUGACCCUUCUGGAAGUACCUGGAACACAGUUUACCGCGAGGAGUACCCCUACAGCUUCCCAGGUUCCAGCCCCGGCACCGGGCAGGUAAACUUCACCACUGCGGAGCUGAGCGGCACGCCCACCACCACUGGAGUUGGGGGAGGAGGAAGCCUCACUCCCUACAACUUUUUCUCCAGUCCGGACCCUUUCGUCACCAGGAGGAGACCCCUUGAGCAGGUCAAGCCUUCUGCACCUUCAGGAGGGAAGACUCGGACGAAGGACAAGUACAGGGUGGUGUACACGGACCACCAGCGCCAGGAGCUGGAGAAUGAGUUUCAGUUCAACAGCUACAUCACAAUGAGGCGCAAGUCGGAGCUUUCCAUGGCACUCGGCCUCUCCGAAAGACAGGUGAAGAUCUGGUUCCAGAACCGACGCGCCAAAGAGAGGAAGGUAAACAAGAAGAAGCUGCAGGACUCCCAGCAGCCGUCCACGUCCACCAGCACCCCGCCUGCACCCGUGGGGUCCCGUGAGGGCCACAACGCACCCAGCAACAUUCUGUCCAACGCCAUAUCAGAAGAAUUCAAGCUGGAGUUCAUAUGACGGGGAAGUGCAGCCAGUUGGUCCAAAUGAUGCGCUGUGAGAAGCCCACCAUUCGGGCAUUAGUCUGAAAGGAACUAUUUGUGACAACUUGAAUCUGUGAACGUGGAUCAGGACACCAACUGUUCAGACCUGCAACCAAUAAUAUUUGUAAGAUACUCCUUCAUUUGGAAAUGGCCGCAAAAGAAAAAGAGCGUUUUGAGGA
This is a messenger RNA of Entelurus aequoreus (snake pipefish), 895 nucleotides long. It is a transcript of the gene cdx1a, whose product is annotated as caudal type homeobox 1a. Gene Ontology annotation, molecular function: DNA-binding transcription factor activity, RNA polymerase II-specific; RNA polymerase II transcription regulatory region sequence-specific DNA binding. Gene Ontology annotation, biological process: anterior/posterior axis specification; animal organ morphogenesis; embryo development. The coding region runs from base 1 to 693 and encodes 230 amino acids. Gene Ontology annotation, cellular component: nucleus. The record is from RefSeq and is a predicted model, not a curated record. Lineage: Eukaryota; Metazoa; Chordata; Actinopteri; Syngnathiformes; Syngnathidae. The transcript has 3 exons.